AUGGCCGCGUCAGCCAAAUCGCUUCAGCUGCCACCGUCGGACCUCGCCGUGCAGCAGGACCACUAUCUCUGCCCCGGCGACGUUGGCCGUGGUGAUUCGGCGGAACUGCCGUUGCCUUCGCGAUCGUUGAUGCCCGGCGAGGUGGGCGAGAACGCGGACCUGUUCAGGCAGUUCAUGGCCCUGGACAAGGAGCUCUCCAUGCUGGAGUGCGAGGAGGAGGACCUACGGGUCGAGAUCGCCAACCUGCUGUCCGUGGUUCGCCUCAUGGAGGCAGUGCACGAUUCCCACUACGAGACCAAGUGCGGCGGCGCCCUCAUCGUCGGCCGCGUCGUCGAGGUGCUUGACGAGGGGCGCCACGCCGUCGUGACCACUAGCGUCAGGCCCUUCGCCUUCUGCGUGCCCGUCCUCGGCGACGUGGACCGCGCGCUCCUCAAGCCAUCGGCGAACGUCGCCCUGUCCAGGUCGACCCUCGCGGUCGUCCAAGUGCUGCCGGCGGACUCCGGCUGGACUGUGCCCCUCGUCAAGGCCACCGAGAGGCCGAGCGUCACCUACGCGGACGUGGUCGGGUGCGACGAGCAGAAGCGGGAGCUCCUCGAGGCCGUCGAGCUUCCGCUGACGCACCCGGAGCUGUUCGCCCGCGCCGGCCUUGAUGCGCCGCGCGGCGUGCUCCUGCACGGCCCCCCGGGCACCGGCAAGACCAUGCUGGCCAAAGCCGUCGCGCAUCACACCUCGGCGGCAUUCAUCCGCGUGAGCGGCUCGGAGUUCGUGAACACGCACUCGGGCGAGGGGCCCAGGAUGGUGCGCGAGGUGUUCCAGGCCGCCCGGGAGAACGCGCCGGCCAUCAUCUUCUUCGACGAGGUGGACGCCAUCGCGGCGGCCCGGACCGACUCCGACGACGCCUCGGCCGCCGACCGCGAGGUGUACCGGGUGCUGCUGGAGCUCCUCGCACAGAUGGACGGCUUCGACCAGUGCCCCGACGUGCGGGUGAUCAUGGCGACCAACCGCCCCGAAGCGCUGGACUCGGCGCUGCUGCGGCCGGGGCGGGUGGACCGCCGGGUGGAGUUCCCGCUGCCGGGGAGGGCGCAGAAGCGGCGGCUGUUCCAGGCGUGCACGGCGAAGAUGAGCCUGGACGGCGGCGUCGACCUGGAGGACCUGGUGGCCCGGCACGAGGAGAUGAGCGCCGCGGACAUCGACGCCGUGUGCCGCGAGGCUGGCAUGCGGGCCGUGCGCGACCGCCGGUGCGUGGUGACGCGCGAGGACUUCGAGGAGGGGUACCACGCCGUCGCCAAGCAUAUCGACCGCGGCGCUGACCAGUUCGCGUUCUACAGCUUAUAG
This is a messenger RNA of Hordeum vulgare subsp. vulgare (domesticated barley), 1335 nucleotides long. RefSeq names its product 26S proteasome regulatory subunit 6B homolog. Lineage: Eukaryota; Viridiplantae; Streptophyta; Magnoliopsida; Poales; Poaceae. Gene Ontology annotation, molecular function: ATP binding; proteasome-activating activity; ATP hydrolysis activity. The transcript has a single exon. Gene Ontology annotation, biological process: proteasome-mediated ubiquitin-dependent protein catabolic process. The record is from RefSeq and is a predicted model, not a curated record. Bases 1 to 1335 code for a protein of 444 amino acids. Gene Ontology annotation, cellular component: proteasome regulatory particle, base subcomplex.